AUGGAGACUUUCGGGCAGCAAGUAAACAGCAGCGGCUUUGGCCAAAUGAACCGGGCAGAUGAAGCUCUGAUUAAAGCCUUGGUGCCCAUCCUGGAUGGGCUAAUUCUGGUGACUGGUCUUGUAGGUCAAACCCUCGUUAUCACCAUCCUUACCGGCAGGAGGAGGAAAGAAAGUCAACCCCCGCACGGUACAGACACCCUGCUGCUGGCUCUGAGUGCUGCUGACCUGCUGCUUUUGCUCUGCCUGCCCUUCCACACCUCUGCUAUCACCCUGGGCUUUUGGCCUUUCGGCAGCUUCCUGUGCAAAGCCAUCAGCUUCCUGGGUGUGGCCUGCUCGGCUGCCUCAGUCUUCACCCUGGCAGCUUUGGCUGUGACACGCUACCUCACAGUGGUACACCCCACCUGGGCGUACCGUUCGAGAAUGCACAGACGCAUAAAGCUGACAGUCGCUCUGCUCUGGGUCCCUGCCUCAGCCUUGGCAGCUCCGCAGUUUGCCUUCCGCACAGUUACCCUGUCCAGCGGUGUGUACUGUUUUGCCUUCCUGUCUGACUUCAGCCAGCUGGUCUACAGCAUCGCUCUCUUCCUGUUCGGCUUCGCUCUGCCACUAGGCAUCAUUGUAUUGAUGUACGCCAAGAUCUACUGUUUUCUUCGACAUGCACGGCUGCUGGGGAACGCUCCCCAGCUGGAGCGCUACCAGAGCCAGGUCACUCACACUUCAGCUCUCCUGGUCCUGGUCUUCACUCUCCUGUGGCUGCCUUCCUACGCCCUGAUGUUCUCCUUCAUUGGAGGAAACAUAACAGGCUCACCUGGCUACAAUAUUAUUGCUAUCCUGGCCCGACUCCUGGCAUCCUCAGUAGCAGUGGUAAACCCAGUGCUGUAUGGCUUUAUGUCUCAGAAGUUUAGGCGAGACUUACUAGAACUGGGCAGAGAUCGCUGGGCAUGGUGCAAAAGCUGUCUAAUUGGCUGUCCUCGUGUGAUGAGCAGGGAUGUGGUGCAGCCCUUUGAGCUGGACACAACCUCAGAGAGAGGCCAAAACUGA
This is a messenger RNA of Toxotes jaculatrix (banded archerfish), 1038 nucleotides long. Its product is annotated as galanin receptor type 1-like. The record is from RefSeq and is a predicted model, not a curated record. Gene Ontology annotation, cellular component: membrane. The transcript has a single exon. Gene Ontology annotation, molecular function: G protein-coupled receptor activity. Gene Ontology annotation, biological process: immune response; G protein-coupled receptor signaling pathway. Bases 1 to 1038 code for a protein of 345 amino acids. NCBI's taxonomy places the organism in Eukaryota, Metazoa, Chordata, Actinopteri, Toxotidae.